AUGACAGCGGCGUCAUGCUACUGGGCGUACGACCGCCACUUGUGCCACCUCAACGUCCAACUCCACGUCAUUCUCCGCCGGCGCCCCAGCCGCACUUGGAAGCCCGUCGACGUCCAUGUUUUCAAGCUGCUGCAAGGAGGCGGCUGUACUGCUUACUAUUGGGAACAAGCGUGGAGUCUGGAUGGCCAUGCUGUGUUCCUUGGAGAUCACGAAUCUUUCUCGAUCCGAUCUUGUGCUGGUGGUGACGAUGGGGUUAGAGGCGACCACAUCUAUUUCGCUUCUGGCGACGUCUUCGAUCUUGUUAGUCAAAAUCUCCAGAGCUUCAUUGCUGGUCAUUGGGAUAGGAGCUACAGGGCGGAAAGACCCUUUUGGUUCCUUCCUAUGAUAUGGGAUAUUUCCAAGCUACACAACAAACAUCAUCCUAGGAAGAAGAAGAAGAAGAAGAAGAAGAAGAAGAAGAAGAAGAUGACGGCUUGGGAAAGGGAGCGCCUACUUGGAACCUCAGCUAAUUACGACGGCUGCGAUGGAACACUACUUCCCGUGGGAUCUGAGUGCUGCUGGACGCUACCGAAGAGAGCCAUCAGGAAUUAUGAGCAUCAUGAUGAUAAUACGAUCACCCGCACCAACAGAUUUGAAGCUCUAUUACAGGAUGAUGAUGACGAUGAACAAGUAGUCGAGGAAGAUUAA
Linum trigynum is the source of this 687-nucleotide messenger RNA. The record is from the annotation of a GenBank genome assembly. NCBI's taxonomy places the organism in Eukaryota, Viridiplantae, Streptophyta, Magnoliopsida, Malpighiales, Linaceae.